GCAGGGGGCGUGGCCCGCGCGGGGCCGGGGGAGGGGAGGCGGGCAAGAUGGCGCCCGGUGACUAAAUUCUCCUUAAUCUCUCCGGCGGUUGCUGAGGAACCGGGGUGGGGGGUUCUGCCUCGACUCCCUCCGUUCCUCCUCUCCCCCGCCCCUGGAAGUCUCCUCCGCUUCCUCACUCCACCUCGGGGGGCCGGGCCUGCUUCCCGGGACACCAUGUCGGACUCUGAGGAGGAGAGCCAGGACCGGCAACUGAAAAUCGUCGUGCUGGGGGACGGCACCUCCGGGAAGACCUCCUUAGCUACGUGUUUUGCUCAAGAAACUUUUGGGAAACAGUACAAACAAACUAUAGGACUGGAUUUCUUUUUGAGAAGGAUAACAUUGCCAGGAAACUUGAACGUUACUCUUCAAGUUUGGGAUAUAGGAGGACAGACAAUUGGAGGCAAAAUGUUGGAUAAAUAUAUCUAUGGGGCACAGGGGGUCCUUUUGGUAUAUGAUAUUACAAAUCAUCAAAGCUUUGAGAAUUUGGAAGAUUGGUAUACUGUGGUGAAGAAAGUGAGUGAGGAGUCGGAAACUCAGCCACUGAUUGCCUUAGUUGGAAAUAAAAUCGAUUUGGAGCACAUGCGAACAGUAAAACCUGAAAAACACUUACGGUUUUGCCAGGAAAAUGGUUUCAGUAGUCACUUUGUCUCUGCCAAGACAGGAGACUCUGUCUUCCUGUGUUUUCAGAAAGUCGCUGCUGAAAUCCUUGGAAUCAAAUUAAACAAAGCAGAAAUAGAACAGUCACAGAGGGUGGUGAAGGCAGACAUUGUAAACUACAACCAGGAGCCUCUGUCAAGAACUGUUAACCCUCCCAGAAGCUCCAUGUGUGCAGUCCAGUGACUGCGUUCUCCUCUGUGUCGUCCGUAGCUCUGGCCGCCCUUUACCUCUGGGUGGGCCUGUGGACUUCUGGGAACCUGCUUUCUCAGUGACCAUCUCUAGUUCAGUUAACACUUUCCUCCCACCUUCCUUCAUCAGUGAGUGUUGCCUCACAGCUGCAGCUCCUUGGAGUCUAAAGAAUCCAUCUUUGGGACCAUACACUUUGAACUGAAAGCGCAGAGCCCAUUCUCUGGACUUAGAUCGCUUCAUCGAGGAAGGACGAUGUUGCUUCUCUGUGUGUCCUCGCUGCUUUUCUCCCCAAUGUAAUUUUUUUUAACAAUAUAUGAAAACUCUCCAAGUCUUGACCGUCAGCCGGGAUUUUGCCACACACAGUUCCAUGCUUUUAUCUGAAUUCACACAUGUUGAAGUAUCUUCCAGAGUGCAGACAUCAAACAAGUAACAGGUUUCACUACAGGUACUCGGGAAGGCGUUCUCUUGCUGUCUGUUGUAAGUGAAAAUGUAUAAAGCUGUAUGUAACUGAAAAUGCUUGAAAUAAGGCUGUAACAGAAAUAUUUUUUCAUUUUUUAAAAAGGGGCCUAAAUUGUUUCUACAGUAGUUUGUAACUCACAAAGCGGUGAGUAUUUGAUAUUGUAUUUUUAUUACUGUAUCAUGUUCAUUACGCAUCGUAUAAUGCCCACGUCCGACGGCUCUAUGAAUUCUGAGUUCCACCGGACUCUCUCCUGCAGACUGUGUGAGGGCACUCCCAGAAUGAGCUAGGACCGGCUCUGGGUCACUGUGGGCCGAUGGUACCUGACGUUCAGAUGCUUUUCUCUCACAAAUAAAUUUAUUUAAAUUAC
Molecule: messenger RNA, 1712 nt
Organism: Otolemur garnettii (small-eared galago)
Lineage: Eukaryota; Metazoa; Chordata; Mammalia; Primates; Galagidae
Gene: RAB28
Product: RAB28, member RAS oncogene family
Exons: 7
Coding region: 214-879 (221 amino acids)
Cellular component (GO): endosome; Golgi apparatus
Molecular function (GO): GTPase activity; GTP binding
Source: RefSeq, a predicted model, not a curated record